AUGCAUUUGCUUUCGAAUCUGGUGCUAAUCAUCCUCUUGAUCUGUUUGUUCGGAUCUUUUCUUAAAGAAACUUCCUCUCAAAGUUUACAGAACGAUGAUCUUAUUAUAAUUGAACAAAUUAACAAUGAAGCUGCCAACGGAAUCGAGGGCUCCGACUCUACGGAACAAAUCAAAUCGCUCCAGAUGUCAAUAGAUACCUUAAAUAACAUCAUCGUAGAGGCCAGAGCGGACCGAGCCUCUCUCAACGAGAUUAAAAAUCAAAUGGUCGAAUGGCAUAACAUAAUUGUGUCUAUAGAACAGAAAAACUUGGAAGCUGAUAAUCUUCUGAAGACGCAGCUCGACCUCAACGACACAUGGAGAAGCUAUAACGAGAGAAUAGCCAAUAAAGAGGCAGAUGUUGAGAAGCUGAAGCAGGAAAUUGAAGUCCUCCAGAGAAAGGCCCAGGAGGAUGCCGUAACUAUUAGGGAGCUCAGGGAACAGCUGGAGACGCAGACACUUCUCGCUGCAGAGUGCCUGGAAUGGUUCCAACAGAGCGGAGUCCAGCCUUCCGGAUGUUUGCUUGUCGGUCAGAGAACGGCCAUACAGACCAUUCAGAUUCCAGGAAUCCAUGAUCCCUUCUCAGUUCUUUGUGAUGCCGAUAUUGUCGGACCCGGUUGGACAGUCAUUCAGAGACGCCUGGACGGCUCGGAGGAUUUCUACAGAAACCUAAGCGAUUACCGAAUGGGCUUCGGAAACUUGACUGGGGAGUUCUUCAUUGGCCUGGACAAGCUCCACCAGCUAACGAAACUCCAGCAGCACGAAUUGUUUGUGCGCCUCCAGUUCUUUAAUGGAUCCACCAAGUUUGCCCGCUACGACAACUUCCUGUGGAAGUGCACCAAACGCUCUGGUGUGGAAUCUCAAUCGAAGGUUUAG
This is a messenger RNA of Drosophila serrata, 912 nucleotides long. Its product is annotated as fibrinogen-like protein 1. The record is from RefSeq and is a predicted model, not a curated record. NCBI's taxonomy places the organism in Eukaryota, Metazoa, Arthropoda, Insecta, Diptera, Drosophilidae.